GCGCUCUUUCUUAUUGGUGGAAAAGAUGCAUGGAGUAGCAACGGUAGCAGCUUCGGCCUUUUCGCUAACAUACGCACCUGGCUUUCAUGGAACUGAAAAAUCACCCCGGCUCCACUUCACAACACCCAAGAGAAAAUGUUCCCAGCGGGCACACCGAACUGUCGUUACGGCACAGUUUGACUUGAAGCCUCCUCCAUACUCGUUGAAUUCUUUGGAGCCACAUAUGAGCCGCCAAACGCUGGAGUAUCAUUGGGGAAGGCACCACCGAGGGUAUGUGGAAAACCUGAACCGACAGAUAGUGGGAACUGAGCUGGAUGGGAUGCCAUUAGAAGAUAUUAUUCUCGCUUCAUACAACAGGGGAGAUAUUCUCCCAGCAUUCAACAAUGCUGCACAGGUCUGGAAUCAUGAUUUUUUCUGGCAAUCCAUGAAACCAGGCGGAGGAGGACGGCCAUCUGGUGAUCUUCUGGAAUUGAUUAAAAGAGACUUUGGUUCCUAUGAGAGAUUCUUGAAAGAGUUCAAGGCAGCUGCAUCCACACAAUUCGGUUCUGGUUGGGCUUGGCUUGUGUACAAGGCAAAUAGACUCGACGUGGGAAAUGCUGUGAAUCCUUGUCCAUCCGAAAAGGACAACAAGCUUGUGGUGACGAGGAGUCCCAAUGCCGUGAAUCCCCUAGUAUGGGAUUAUUCGCCAAUCCUUGCGAUUGAUGUUUGGGAGCAUGCUUACUACCUCGACUAUGAGAAUCAACGGGCUGAUUAUGUGUCGACCUUCAUGGAGAAACUUGUUUCAUGGGAAGCAGUUUCUUCUAGACUCGAGCUGGCAAAGGCUCAGGCGGCAGAGAGGGCGAGAGAAGAUGAGAGGAGGCGAAGAGAAGAGGAAGAUGAGGAUAUGCUAGAUGACGAAGCAGUGGAAAUGUACUUGGACAGCGAUGCUGAUCAGUCAGAGCCUGAGUGAGUAGCAUUCAUCUGGUCCAUUGAUAGAACGUUGAGCAAGGCUGCGGUUGCACUGACAUCACUAUCCAGUGAGUUCUGCUUCCCCUCAAAUUCCAGCUUUCAGAUUUAGAAUGGGAUUUGUGAAAGUGGGCCGCGUAGGUGCACAUGGCUCAUGAGUGGUCUGUGACAUGCAUAUGCCCACUGAUUUGUAAUGAUCCAGUUCAUCCAGUCAUCGUUUUGGACACCCUGAUUGGACAAUCUUUAACCAUCUGAUAGAAGUUCUGGAGUUUUGCCUA
Messenger RNA from Magnolia sinica, 1223 nucleotides. RefSeq names its product superoxide dismutase [Fe], chloroplastic. Gene Ontology annotation, biological process: superoxide metabolic process. Lineage: Eukaryota; Viridiplantae; Streptophyta; Magnoliopsida; Magnoliales; Magnoliaceae. The record is from RefSeq and is a predicted model, not a curated record. The coding region runs from base 26 to 949 and encodes 307 amino acids. Gene Ontology annotation, molecular function: superoxide dismutase activity; metal ion binding. Gene Ontology annotation, cellular component: chloroplast nucleoid. The transcript is spliced from 9 exons.